This is a messenger RNA of Momordica charantia (bitter melon), 623 nucleotides long. The record is from RefSeq and is a predicted model, not a curated record. NCBI's taxonomy places the organism in Eukaryota, Viridiplantae, Streptophyta, Magnoliopsida, Cucurbitales, Cucurbitaceae.
UAUUCUCAUUCAAGUAGUUUCAAUUUACCAUUUCCAGAUCCAUAUCAAGAGCUCAGUCAAUCAAAGCUCUUCUUUGUUCUCAAUUCGAUUCCAUUUCGACAUGGGAAUUCGUCUGCCUUCCGUUCUCCUCACUGCCAAGCAAAUUCUAAAGAUGCAGUUCGUUUCAUCAAGAUGUCAGUCCAAUAUUCCCAAAGGCCAUAUUGCGGUGUACGUGGGAGAAAACCAGAGAAAGCGGUUUUUGGUUCCAAUUUCCUACUUGAAUCACCCUUCAUUUGUAAAGUUGCUCAGUAGAGCUGAAGAAGAAUUUGGAUUCAACCAUCCAGCAGGAGGUUUGACCAUUCCCUGCAAAGAAGAAGCCUUCAUUGAUGUCACUUCUAGAUUAGUAGACGAUGCUUGACUCGUUGAGCUACGCUUGGAUGGAACUGAACAAAAUUUGGCGACUGCAUAUCUCAUGAAAGAUGGAGAACAAAGAGGAAAUCCCUCUUCACAGUUUUGACAACUUCUCUUUUCAUUUCUGUCGAUACGAUACACAAUUGAUUAUCACUGUAAAGGAAACUUUUUACAUGUAAAGUGACAAAUAUGAGUUGCAAUUGCAACUGAGUUAAAAUUUUCAUCGACAAAAA